AUGUAUCCCAAUACUCGUUCCGAUCGGGUGACGUAUUUUGAUGUUUUUCCGUCAUGCAUUUUUAAGACCCGACAUAGACAUCAAUUACCAUCCGUCCACAUGGACGUUGGUGUCAUCACACGAGCACCAAACACAACAAAACUCUUUUAUUCCAAAACGACGCAGAUUGCGGACACUCACGCACAAAAGAAAAGUUAUUACGAAAGUCAUCCCUUUUACUCUCUCUUUUUUCAACAAAACGACGAGAACGUUGAAAAAUCCGAUGACGAGAACGAAUCGGUCGAAAGUUUAGUUGAAGAUGACGUUGUCAAACAAAUUGACACAAACGUCAUCAAAGUUGAGUCGACGAAUGUGAUUUUAGACGAUUGGGAGCACCAAAUCGUUUGGAGUCAAAAUUCGACAAAGUCGAAAUUACCAAAAGUUGAGAAAGUCAGAAAUCCUCCGCUUGAGAAGAGCGACACUUUCUUACAAGUCAACCCGUGGCGGAUCUUCAGUGGGAGUUGUCCUCCAAAACGUUUAGAGAACACAUCAACGAGUAUGCGGUGGUCACUCUUUCCAUUAGAGAAUGAAUUGUUACAAAAGGAUUGUUGGGAGAGUGAUGUGUUAUGGGACGAACCCCAAGUAAGCGCGCGAAAGGAGAUUCCCUUAUAUUUGGAUUUGAAUGACACGGGACUCUUAUUAACAGAAGCCGUAGUACCUGCAGACCCCGACAUGAGUUGCGAAGAGAGUGUGAACACUCCGAUGGAUAUUGAAACUGAUGAAGCGAUUAAAUACAAGGAAGAUGAGAAAGAGAAUAUUGGCAUCAAUGAGACUUUUAACACUCUCGAGAAAAGCGAUUUGAAGGACGUCUUUGUGAAAUUGGAAGAGAAGAAAGAAGAGAAGAAAUUGGCGGCGUUGCCCGGACUGGGAGAUACCGUCACGAAAUUAACGAGUUUACCGGGCCUCAGUGAAGCCCCUGUGUUACCGCCACCGAUGAAAGAUAUCAUGGACGAAGACGAGACGGAGACGGACACUUUUGAGAAGAAGGAGAAAGACAAGUCUGAGAAGGUUGAGAAGAGUGAGACUAAAGAGAAGCAAAAGAACGACGCGAAGAAGGAGAAAUCAAAGAAGAGGAAGACAAAGAAAGACGAGAAGAAAGACGAGAAAGAAGAUGAAGAGAAUGAAGAGCCUAAAAAUGAGAAUGAAGAGGCCAAGAAAGAUGAGAAGAAGAAGGAGAGAAAGGUCUGGAAGAUAGCAGACGAGAAGUUGGAAGACUUGUCGAAUGACCGAUACUACUUCAUGGGAAAGACAGGGUAUACCCAGAAGAAGUUUAUUAUUUAUCACUCCGUCCCUGCAGCACAUUUAGAAACGUUUCAAACGCACUUAACUAUGACGGAUCUCCAAAACUUCCAUCGGCCAUUGUUAAGUGGGAGAGAUACGGAGAAUAUGAAGAUCGCGUCGAUUCCCGUGAAAUUGCAGAACAAAAGAUUUAAUGUGAAUAACACGUACGUCCCACAAGACACAAAGGAAUUGUCUUCUAAAGACGGGAAAAUCCACUUAAUAGAAUAUAUUGAGGAAUUCCCACCUUUACUCUCUGAAGUUGGGAUGGGAGCGAGAAUUAGAAAUUACUGUCGAAGAGAAGACGAGUUAAUUGUGCCUGAUAAAUUUUCGACGGGAGAGAUGGUCAUAGUGGAGAGAGGGGAGGAGUCUCCGUUCAUUGGGAAAGUCAAGUCGGGGAAGCCUGUGCAAUCCAUUGAUAAUAAAAUGACAAAAACGCCGAUUCAUGAGAGUAAAGUGUCGACGUGUGACUUUCUUUUAAUUAGAAAUGUCGAGGGGGACGAAUGGAGUAUUCGAGAAAUCGACCACCUCUUUGUAGCGGGACAACAACAGCCACAAAAAGACACUGAGAUUCCUGUUCCUGGGAGUAAAGCAGAGACACUCUUUGUCAAGGAACGUCUUGAAACGGCGAUUUAUUUACAAUUUCAUCAAAGCACUACAUUGAGGAUAUCUGACUUUGUGUAUUCAUUCCCGUUACUCACUGAAUUGACUGUGAGAAAGAUCUUGAAGAAGUGCGCAACAUUCAAUCGGAAAGGAAAUGGGAAUGGCGGGAAUUGGGAAUUGAAGUCGGACUAUAAAUUGAUGAGCGAGGACGAUUUGUUUAGUAAGAUGACGCCGGAGAGAGUGUGUAGUUACGAAGCGAUGAUGGCGGGGAAGAUGCGCCUGCAAGACAAAGAAAUUGAAUUAUUUAAAUACUCCCAGCUAAUUAGUGCGAAACAAAGUUUCGAUGUAGAGUUAAAGAAACGUGUUGAGCCACUGAUAGAAGAGGUGAGAAUAGCGCCUUGGACAUCAAUGAAUGUGUUGGCGAAGGAAGUGAAGGGGACCAUUCAAGCCGACUUCUAUGUGAAAGAUACCGACCCGAGACACUUACUCGAGUUCUAUCGGCGGUAUAUUCCAAAACAAACGGGGACGUCGAAAUUGAAUUCUGAAAUUAAGUCACGAUUUGGGGACUUGAGGAAAUUGACGAUCUCACAACUGCGCAGUGCGCUGAAGAAUUGUGGAGUGAAUGACGAGAGAGACUUAUCGAAGACGCGGUGGGAGUUAGUGAAUUUGUUACAGAAAGAAGUAGCGCGUGGGAUUGGAGUGAAUACGGAGCCUGUGAAUGGCAAUCGGCCUGUGACUAACACGGCGUCUGCAUUAAAGAAGCAAAAGAAGAUCAAAGAGAUCUUUGAAGAGCAAAUUGAGUUUAUCACCGAUGAGAACAUCGUCGAGGAAGAUGAAGAGAGUGACUCGGAACAAGAGACGCGAAAGGUCAUCGAAGGAUAUUUGAAAGCAAAGCGAACGGUCAAAGAAUAUAUCCCAAGAAGGAAAGAUGCGUUACAACAGCGAAGCUAUCGAAGUCAAGUCACCUUCCACAAGAAGAGGAUUAUGGACCCGACUGCGGAAGCGAACAAACAAAAGAAUCGAAAGGAUAUCCGGAAAUGCCGAGAACAGAUACGAAGGAUGAAAAAGAAAGAACUUGAAGCGACGCGAGAGAAAGACAUGCCGCCGGAGGUUAAAGUGAUUGAAGAGGACAAUGUGGUGUUUGACGCGAUUUCUGGCGAGGAAGUUGUGUUGAAGAAAACGCCAAUGAUAGAAGAGAAGACCGAAGAGAAGGAAAUAAGUGAAAAGGUAGAGAAGCCGAUUCAAGUCAAAGUGGAGAAGGAAAAGAAAGAGGUUUCGAAGAGAGAGAAACGGCGCCGAGAAAGGAAGGAAGAAGUGGAGAAGACUAUUAGAGGGAGUAGUAUGGAAGAAGACUUAACUGGUGAAGUUACGAUUGGAUUACAGACAUAUGAGAAUUAUGAGAAGAGUGAGAGACUGCGAGAGAAGAGUGGAGUUAUAGUGGAGAAGGUGGAAAAGACCGAAAAGAUUGAAAAGAUGGAGAAGAGUAAAGGUGGGAAAGAUGAUUUGAAGAGCGUAUUGGAGAAGUGCACUAAUGAAAUGAAAAGAAAUAAACUGUUCAGUUUCUUUGUACAACCGGUGGACACUGCGGCUAUUAAGGACUACUUGAGUAUAGUCAGAGAACCGACAGAUCUCAAUACGAUUGGGAAAAAGGUCAAGAAAGGAGAGUAUCUGACUCUUGAAGACUAUUUGAAUGAUAUUGAAAAGCUUGUGAAUAAUUGUUAUAGAUAUAACAGCAGAGGGAUGUUCAUGUGCGCUACUCUUAUUCCAUACGCUGAUUUGCUCUACGAAUUUGUGUUAUCGUAUUUGGCAAAGAAUGUGAGCAAUAAGGAUUGUUUGUAA
Molecule: messenger RNA, 3759 nt
Organism: Entamoeba invadens IP1
Lineage: Eukaryota; Evosea; Mastigamoebida; Endamoebidae
Product: transcription initiation factor tfiid, putative
Exons: 1
Coding region: 1-3759 (1252 amino acids)
Biological process (GO): transcription by RNA polymerase II; RNA polymerase II preinitiation complex assembly
Cellular component (GO): transcription factor TFIID complex
Molecular function (GO): histone acetyltransferase activity; RNA polymerase II general transcription initiation factor activity; RNA polymerase II general transcription initiation factor binding
Source: RefSeq, a predicted model, not a curated record